GAUCUGUGUCCCAGACCUUGGAGCAAAAUUUUGGCCCUAAAAUUCUAGAUAUAAUAUAUAAAAUGUAUAUGUACGGGGCGCACAUAACACGCGAUCAUGUUCACGGUCACAUCGGAAAUCUACAGUGAAACCAAUUACCAGCCGACGAAGACGGAAGAUGGCCACAAAGUGGUCUCCAAGUUCCGUUUCCGGUAUCCCGACGAGAAGCUGGAGCGGAUUGGGCGCACCACCGCCGAUAAGGAUGGCGAUCUGGACGUGCCACGGCCGCGUCGGGGCGUCAUAGAACUUGAACAUUCCGAGGCCACGGAGCUAAAGCUGGUGGGACUGCAGGUGUGGCGCGGAGCGUUGCUCCUGGCAGACUACUUGUUUUCGCAGCGGGAGCAGCUGGCCAACCAGACCAUAAUGGAGCUGGGCGCCGGCGUGGGACUGACCAGCAUAGCAGCGGCCAUCCACAGCGGUGGACAGGUUUACUGCACGGACGUGGAUCUGGGCUGCAUCCUGAAGCUUAUCCGUGGAAACGUGCAGCGGAAUGCAGGCCUGCUGAGGGGCCAGGUGUCGGUCCUGGAGUUCAACUUUCUGAUACCCCGAGAAGAGCAGGCGCCAGAGCUCCUGUCCGCCAUCGAUGCCAGCGAUGUGAUUCUGGCUGCGGAUGUGAUCUACGAUGACACCCUCACCGACGCCUUCGUGACCGUUGUCGAUCAGAUCCUGGCCAGAGGACGACCGACUGGCAGGCCCAAGACGAUUUACAUGGCCCUCGAGAAGCGCGUUGUGUUCACCUUCGAGGACUGCGACUCGGUGGCACCCAUGUACGAGUAUUUCCUCAAGCAAACAGCCCACAAACCGUGGCAACUGGAGCACCUGCCCCUGGACUUUCCCCAGUAUUUUGACUACGAUCGCUGCCGUCAGCUCAUUCUGAUGAGGAUCACCAGCCGGUAGCCGCUAGCCGCUGGGGCACCCCACCGGCUGUUCCCUGCCAUUCAUGAAUAAACGUAACCGAAACCAAUCCCCCCCACACAGA
Drosophila miranda is the source of this 1018-nucleotide messenger RNA. Its product is annotated as methyltransferase-like protein 22. Gene Ontology annotation, cellular component: nucleus. The record is from RefSeq and is a predicted model, not a curated record. Gene Ontology annotation, biological process: protein methylation. Gene Ontology annotation, molecular function: protein methyltransferase activity. The coding region runs from base 97 to 936 and encodes 279 amino acids. Lineage: Eukaryota; Metazoa; Arthropoda; Insecta; Diptera; Drosophilidae. The transcript has a single exon.